UGUGGAUGAAGAAGAUGAGGAAGAUGAGCUGGACCAGUCACAGCACCACGUUCCCAUCCAGGACGCCUUCCCCUUCCUGAACAUCAAUGGCUCCGGGCCAGCCAGUUUCCGGCUUAAGCAAGGAGAAUGUUCCAGCGGUAACCAACAAGGAGAACCUGGCGACGCCGGUCUCGACUCCAUUCCUGGAGCCGACCCUGGGGAGCGACGGCUCUGCGGUCACUUUCGGGAAAACCCAAGAGGAUCCCAAACCAUUUUGCGUGGGCAGUGCCCCACCGAGUGUGGACGUCACCCCCACCUACACCAAAGACGGAGCUGACGAGGCAGGAUCAACCGAUGGCAAAGUUCUGAAACCGAAGCCAUCUAAGCUGGCAAAGAGAAUCGCAAACUCCGCUGGUUACGUGGGUGACCGGUUCAAGCGUGUCGCUACCGGACUGUACGCAGACUCCAGUCAGCUCGGCCGGGACCAGGGGGCAUUGCAGCGUGCGGUGAUGCGCUUCUCAGAGUUGGAGAUGAAAGAGCGAGAAGGUGGCCACCCCACGACCAAAGACUCCGAGGUGUGCAAAUUCAGCCCCGCUGACUGGAAAAGGCUGAAAGGAAGUCAGGACAAAAAGCCAAAGUUGGUCGCCCUGGAGGAGGCCAUUGCCGACCAGAACAACAGUGAGAGAUGGGAGUGUUAUGAUGGAAGCAAACCUGACCCCUUCAAAGCCCCAGAAGACAGUGAUCUUCCUGAGGACAUGGACACGGAGCCCCCCAGAGAGUCCCCCGCCGACCAGGCGGCCCCGGACGCGUCACGCAGCCCCACCCUCCGGCUGAACAGAAAGCGCAAGGUCUCUGGCAAUAGGAACCACACUGAGACCACUGUGCUCCCGGAGGACUCUCUGCUGAAAGCCAAGCGGAGACGGGUCUCCAAAGGGCUCCAUCCCAGAAAGCAGCGCCGCUUGCUGCACCUUAGAGAACGGCGGGAGCAGAGAGCAAACCUGGCCGGCAGGGCAGGAAGGAAGUGACCCAGGCG
This is a messenger RNA of Mesoplodon densirostris (Blainville's beaked whale), 1012 nucleotides long. Its product is annotated as BCL-6 corepressor-like. Gene Ontology annotation, cellular component: nucleus. Gene Ontology annotation, biological process: negative regulation of transcription by RNA polymerase II. The coding region runs from base 87 to 1004 and encodes 305 amino acids. Lineage: Eukaryota; Metazoa; Chordata; Mammalia; Artiodactyla; Ziphiidae. The record is from RefSeq and is a predicted model, not a curated record. Gene Ontology annotation, molecular function: transcription corepressor activity. The transcript is spliced from 5 exons.